Messenger RNA from Fragaria vesca subsp. vesca, 1294 nucleotides. RefSeq names its product mitochondrial outer membrane import complex protein METAXIN-like. NCBI's taxonomy places the organism in Eukaryota, Viridiplantae, Streptophyta, Magnoliopsida, Rosales, Rosaceae. The record is from RefSeq and is a predicted model, not a curated record.
ACGCAAGAGUUUAGACACUGUGAUUGCAAAAAACCCCUCGAGAAACCUUCUUCGUCUUAUCUCUCUGUCUCCCUCUCUCUCUCUGCUAUUCUGGGUUCGUAAACCCAAAACCCAAAUAGAUGGAAGACUACACUCUCGUGGUGAGGAAGUCCUGCUUUGGUCUCCCUACAGCUUGCCCUUCAAGCCUCCCUGUCUACUUCUACCUCAAAUUCGCUAACCUUCCCUUUCAAUUGGACUAUAAUCUCACCUACCCUGAUUCCGAUAUGAUUCCGUAUGUUGAAUCAUCGGGUGAGGGUGAGUAUGUGGCGUAUAACAAUGAGAAGGGUGGUGUCAUUGCGAGACUAAAAGAAGAUGGCAUUGUGGAUUUGGACAAUGAAUUUGAGUUGGUCUCAGAAUGGAUAUCUAUGAAGGCAAUGGUUAGCAGCUGGCUUGCUGAUGCACUCAAGUAUGAGCUCUGGGUGGGAACCGAUGGUGCUGCUGCGCAAAGUAUAUAUUGUUCUGAUCUUCCGUGGCCUAUAGGAAAAGUUUUGUUUUUGAAGCAAGUGUACUAUGUGAAGCAGCAAUUUGGGAUUACUAAGGACAAUGCUGACAAUAUCGAAGAACAGAUAUACAAGCGAGCCAGCGUUGCGUUUGGAGCUCUGUCUAGUAGAUUGGCGGAUCAGAUGUUUUUAUAUGAAAACAGGCCAUCAAGUCUGGAUGCAGUCUUUUUGAGCCAGGCACUUAUCACUCUUCAAGCAUUACCAGAAACAUCAAUUCUGCGAAGCAAGCUCUUAGAACAUGAGAACCUUGUUGGGUAUGCCAGUAGGAUAAAUAUGGAGUUAGUUGAUGUGGGUGCUUCAUCUGCAGUCCCAAACUUCCAUGCAAAUCCUUCAUCAUCAGCUCCAAGAAAAGGUCCUUCAAACUGGCGUUCUAGACCCAAGACUAAACCCAAGGGAAAAACAAAGGAGGAGAAAGAUUUUAAGAGAAGGGCGAAAUAUUUUUUGGUAGCGCAGCUGGUUUCGGUUGUAGUAUUUGUCACUCUCAUGAGUCAUGUUGAUGGGCUUGAAGUUGAGCUUGAUGAUGAUGAUGAAGGCUUUGAUCACGUUGAAUAGAAACAAGGUUUAUCCUUUUGUCUGAUUUUGUAUUCUCUACACCAGCAUUUUUGGCCCCGUAGCAUGAGGUCUGAAGAGUUUUCCUGUAAUCCUUUUUGUAGUUUGUUUAAGGUUAUAAAUAUUUGAAAAUAAACAUCAUUACAUCGUAUGAUUUAUUUAUUGGGAACAUCAAGUUAGAAACCUGGAAUUGAGGGUUGGAAGAU